Erigeron canadensis is the source of this 1101-nucleotide messenger RNA. Its product is annotated as 14-3-3 protein 2. The record is from RefSeq and is a predicted model, not a curated record. Lineage: Eukaryota; Viridiplantae; Streptophyta; Magnoliopsida; Asterales; Asteraceae. The transcript is spliced from 4 exons. Gene Ontology annotation, cellular component: cytoplasm. The coding region runs from base 77 to 865 and encodes 262 amino acids. Gene Ontology annotation, biological process: signal transduction.
UUCUAGUUUCAUUUCAAAAAUCCAAUUUUAAACUCUAACAACACCUAAACCAGAUCCCUCAAUUUCCAACCUAAAAAUGUCAACCCCGACGGCGCGUGAGGAACACGUCUACAUGUCAAAGCUCUCAGAACAAGCGGAGCGUUACGAAGAAAUGGUCCAAUUCAUGGAAAAAGUAGUCACAUCGCUUUCCGAAACCGAAGAGCUCACCGUCGAGGAACGAAACCUGUUAUCCGUGGCGUACAAGAACGUGAUCGGCGCUCGACGCGCGUCGUGGCGAAUAAUAUCAUCAAUUGAACAAAAGGAAGAAUCUAGAGGAAAUGAGGAUCAUGUGAAAGCGAUCAAAGAGUAUAGGGCGAAAAUUGAAAAGGAAUUGAAUGAAAUAUGUGAUGGAAUAUUGAAAUUGAUUGAUGCGAAAUUGGUGCCGAAUGCGAGUAAUGGCGAUUCGAAAGUGUUUUAUUUGAAAAUGAAAGGGGAUUAUCAUAGGUAUCUGGCUGAGUUUAAGACUGGUGAGGAUAGGAAAGAGUCUGCUGAAAGUACUCUUAAUGCUUAUAAAGCUGCUCAGGAUAUUGCAAACACUGAACUCGCCUCGACACAUCCAAUCCGUCUAGGACUGGCUCUUAACUUCUCAGUCUUUUACUAUGAGAUUUUAAACUCUUCAGACCGUGCUUGCAGUCUCGCCAAACAGGCUUUUGAUGAAGCAAUUGCUGAGUUGGAUACCUUGGGCGAGGACUCCUACAAGGAUAGCACUUUGAUCAUGCAACUUCUUCGUGACAACCUUACUUUGUGGACAUCUGAUAUGCAGGACGAGGGAGCCGAUGAAAUAAAGGAAGCAGCCACCAAGCAAAAUGAAGACCAAAAGGAAUGAGACUGUUUGCACUUUCAUUGUUUUAAUCAGGAGACGCGGGUCGAUUUUAUUGCCUUGGAACUUCACUGAUUUAUCUUAUUUUCUGUUUCUUUUUAAGAAGUUUCAAUCAUCUUGCUUUUGGAUUGCGUUGAAUAGUCUUCUAUGCUUUUCCCCUCAAUUUGCUCUCUCCAUAAACCUUUAAAAAGGAGGAUUUGUUUUAAAAUUUUAAUAUAAUAAAUUUAAUAUUCUUGGGACCA